AUGUUUCCGUGCAACGAGUGCUCAAAGCUUCUCAUCCAAGCCGGCAUUCGGGAGAUUGUCUUCUAUGAGGACAAGGCAGCGCCGCCUGUGAAGUACAGCAGCCCGAACGAGGCUCCAGGCAGUGACAUCAGGCAGGAGGACGCAUAUGCUGCAUCAAAGCGAUUGCUGCAUCUGGCGGGCGUGAAGCUCAGGCAGCAUCAGCUUGACAGGCCCCUGGUGUUCUGUGUCGGCUUGAGCAGUAUCCCAAAAGCGCCGCUGGCAUAUCAGGAGUACUGUCUGAGCUAA
This is a messenger RNA of Coccomyxa subellipsoidea C-169, 285 nucleotides long. RefSeq lists its product as hypothetical. The record is from RefSeq and is a predicted model, not a curated record. The transcript has 3 exons. NCBI's taxonomy places the organism in Eukaryota, Viridiplantae, Chlorophyta, Trebouxiophyceae, Coccomyxaceae. Gene Ontology annotation, molecular function: catalytic activity. The coding region runs from base 1 to 285 and encodes 94 amino acids.